CGUGCCCACGACAACGCUCUGAAGCAAAAACGCAGAUGUCCGUUUUUCCCCUCCACAAUUUAUCUGCGUUUAUCUGCGUUCUCACGAGCGUUUUGGGGGUGGAUAUCUGUCUAUCCAUGGGAACAGGGAAAACGUAUAAAACUCAUAAUACUCGCAGUUUGCCGAUGAAGUAAGCACGCCCCGGACGUAGGUGGCAGUAGCAACAAUACCAAAUGCCUGUUUUGUGGCUACUUCCUCCGCGUCAGUUAGAAGAAAAUGGCGAAGCGCGGCGGCAAUAACAGUACGCCUAGUUCAAACUUUGUUUGGACAGAUGAGGAGGUCCAGUUGCUGCUAAACACAACUUUAAACUACAAAGCCAGGAAGGCAGUGGAUAAUGUUGAUUGGGAGAGUGUCCAAAACAAAUAUACUGAAAUAUGGGAGUCGUUCAUGGAGAACUACCCACUAAACGACCCAAAGUACCCUCAUGCUAAGGACCAGGUUAGCAAAGGUCAUGUUGCAACCAAAAUUAAAGCCGUGCGCAUAAAAUAUAGGCAUGCUGUGGACACCCAGAGCCGUAGUGGGCACGGGAGGGUGGUGUCUUUGUUUUUCGAGCUAUGUGAUGAAAUUUGGGGUACCACCCCUGCCUCCACAACAGUAGAGCAUGGCCUCGAAACGGCAGACGUAAAUGAUGGGGCAGCAGAGCUGGGCGGUGUAGAACUAGCAGAAGCAGAAGAAUCGGUGCAGGAGGACAGCUCAUCUUCGGAGCCGGGCGGAGAAACUCUUUCGAGGAGGAGACACUUACUUCAGGCCAAACUCAACAGCUACAAGACAAGCAGGCUUCAGAAGAAAGUGCGGAGCGAUGAACACCAUGAAGCCCUCCAAAUUAAAAAGAGGAUUGCCGACAUCAUGGAGAAUUCGGAAAGGGAACACAGUUCCAGAAUGGAUGCAUUAGUGACUGCCCAAACCAGGAUGAGCCAGUCUUUUGAAACUCUUGUGAGACAUUUCACCUCACCCUCAUACAGACCAAACAUGGCUUUCUCACACAACGCGCCCACAUACCUACAGCCCAUGGCCUCCUCAAGCUACUUACCACCUGCCAUGCCCUCCUCCCACCAAUACAUACCACAAGAACCACACAUGCCCUCCUAUAACCCAUACAUGCCACCACCAGAACCAGCUAGAGCCUCAUGCCAGUCAGACACGGCACCACCAGCACCAUGUACACAGACACGAUACAUGGCCACCUCGCACACCUCACCUCACUCGCACACCUCACCUCACUCGCACACCUCACCCAUGGCCUCCUUAAGCACAUAUGUGCCCCCCUCCCACCCAUUCAUGACACCAGAAUCACCCAUGCCCUCCUCUCACCAAUACUUACCACAACCACCCAGGGCCGCCUCCUACACAGACCAGCUGCUUUCAGAAAGCACUGAUGAAGAAGACCAGGUUGAUCUUCUUUCAUUGUAAGUAGCCUAGCCGUGCUUACAUACUGUCAAAUGACUUGUUCAACGUUGUUGCCGUUGAUGCUACCUCAUGUGGCUAUGCAGGCCGAUUUUCGAGUGUACUUUAUAUUUCUAUUUUUGUACAGUGUUACUGUAUAUUUGGUUUAUGGCUGUCUUUGCAUGAUGUUCACAUGCACUUUGUCCUGAAUAUUUGACAUAAAAGGGUUUUUUAUGUUGCGUUGCACCUUAGUAAAACUGUCAUUUGCACUAUAUACAUUUUUUGGGGGAUUUAUGUUUUCUGUAUUUAUGUUUCAACAAGAUAAAAUACUUGAUUUCCCCCCUGAUUUGCAUGUGUUAUUGAGAAAAGUCUUACACACCUCAUUUUGACAGGUCACGAACAUCUACUGGACAAUCAGUUACCAACAGAAUGCUCCCCCUUGUUGUCCUCAUUUGUCAUCAUGUCUGCUAAUUCUAUGUAGUUACACAGAAAGUGUUACAACUGAAAUCAUAGGAGAUAUGACGUUUAAACAGUUGUCAUAUUGCAGAACCACUAAACAUAGUAAUCAUAAUCUUAGUAAAUUAAUGCAGGUUAUUUUGACAAAAAAGGG
Eleginops maclovinus (Patagonian blennie) is the source of this 2032-nucleotide messenger RNA. RefSeq lists its product as uncharacterized. Bases 256 to 1449 code for a protein of 397 amino acids. The record is from RefSeq and is a predicted model, not a curated record. The transcript is spliced from 2 exons. NCBI's taxonomy places the organism in Eukaryota, Metazoa, Chordata, Actinopteri, Perciformes, Eleginopidae.